CAGGGCCAUGUGACCUUUGAGGACGUGGCGGUGUCCUCCCAGGAGGAGUGGGGGCUCCUCAGUGAGGCUCAGAGACUCCUAUACUAUGACGUCAUGCUGGAAAACCUGUCCCUGAUAGCCUCCCUGGGUUGUUGGCAGGGAGGAGAAGCUGAGGAAGCCAUUUCUAAACAGUGUGUUUCUGUAGAGCAAGUGACACGAGACAGGAAUCCACAGCCAGACCCUUCUAUCUUGAAGACUCUCGCUUCCAGUAUGUGUGCCCUGGUAGAGAAAGAUAUUCUGUACCUGGCUGACACUGUGUUCAGGUGCAGAGAGAUUGAGAAGACUUUCCUUGGCAGCCUGAGCUUUCUCCAGUACCAUUCUUCCCAUGAUGGAGAGCAUCCAUGCAGAAGCAGGCAGAGGAGAGAGGUCUCUCACUCUGGGCAAGGACAUUACAAGUGCAGCGAAUGUGGCAAAGCCUUCAGUAAGAAGUACACAUUCACGGAGCCCUGGAGAGUUCACACUGGAGAAAAACCUUAUUUGUGCAAUGACUGCGGGAAGUUCUUUAGACAGAGCUCCAGUCUUAUUCACCAUCGGAAAGUUCACACAGGAGAAAGGCCUUAUGAGUGCUGUAACUGUGGGAAAGUCUUUGUCCACAAAUAUAAACUUUUUGAACACCAGAGAACUCACACUGGAAAAAGACCCUAUGAGUGUAAUGAAUGUGGGAAAGCCUUCAUUCGCAAGGAUUCACUUGUCCAGCAUCAAAAAAUCCACACUGGAGAGAAUCCUCAUAAGUGCAGUGAGUGUGGGAAGUGCUUCCUGUACAGAAAUAACCUUCUUGCUCACCAAAGGAUCCAUACUGGAGAAAAGCCUUAUGUGUGUAGCAAAUGUGGUAAGUCUUUCAUCUUCAAAAUAAGGCUGCUUUAUCACCAGCGAGUCCACACUGGAGAAAAACCUUUUAUGUGCAGUGAAUGUGGGAAAGCCUAUGUCUACAAAGGAAGUCUUGUUGUGCAUAAGAGAAUUCACACUUUGGAGAAGGCUUAUGGAUGUAACAAAUGUGGGAAAUUGUUUACAACCAGCUUCGCCCUCAACAGACAUGAGAAUAUUCACAUGGCACGAAGGCAUUACCAGUGCACUGAAUAUGGGAAAGCUCUCAAUGGCAAAGUUAAACUUGAUGAGCCCCAGAGAACCCACACUGGAGAAAGACCCUAUAAGUGUAACAAAUGUGAGAAAGCCUUCAUGCGCAAGGCUACACUUGUUUAUCACCAAAAAGUCCACACCGUGUGCAGUGAAUGUGGGAAGCCCUUCACUUACAAAACAAGUCUUGUUAUCCACCAGAGAAUUCAUACUAGAUGAAAGCCUCAUGAGCAUAGUUCUUUGUAGGCAGCUCCAAGUUCAUAAAAAACAGGAAAGUUCCCACUUGGGAAGUGCCCUUCUGAACUUAGGCUUGCCUUCAUUCGAGUUAACAUCUGGUAGCACAGCUUCUGUGUUGUAGAGUAGGUGGAUGUGCAACUUUUGUGGAGUCACUCAACCUUUUCUAAAGUGGUUAAAUCUUUUUACAGUCUCACUGGAAGCACUAAAAUCCGAGUUUCUGUUCUUUCCAUUCUUGGCAACACUUGGUGUGUUUGGGCUUUCUCAUUUCUGUGAUGUCAUAGCUGUAUCCAGUGAUUUGAAGUAGCAUUUUCCUAAUGACAUGAUGCUGAGUCAUUUUCCAUGUGUUAAUUUCCACCCAUAUAUCAUUGGAAAUUGCUGUUCAUAUGAUUUACCCUCUUAAUUACUGACUUGAUGUUUCUUCAUGGAUUAUUGAUUAAGAUACUCUGCUGGAAAUAUUUACCAGUAUUCCUCCAGAGACUUGGUCAUCUCAGUUCAGUCACAUUUCCAGAGAAAGAGUUUUGUUUUGUUUUGUUUUGUUUAUUUAUUUGCCCAUGCUGCUGGACAUGAGGGAUCUUAGUUCCCCAACCAAGGAUCAAACCUGUGCCUCCAGCAAUGGGAGCAUAGAGUGCUAACCACUGUACCACCUGAGAAUUCCCAAGAUGCUUUAAUUUUAGUGUAGUUUAAUUUGUCCAUUUAUUCAUUUACUGAUUAUUCCUUUGGUGUUAUAAAUAAGAAAUAUUUCCCAAAUUUAAAGACAGAAUUUUUCCUAUAUUUCCUUCUGUAACUUUUAAAUUUAGGUUUCUUAAUGAUAUUAAUAAGCCAUCCUCAGUUGAUUUGGAAAGUUAUUUUUUAAAAAAAUAUGGAUACCCAAUUGCUGCAGUGAUAUUGAUUUAAAAUAGUAUAGCUUAUUUCUUGAAUUGCUUUAGUAUCUUCAUGGAAGGUCAAUCAUGUCUAUAUAUGUCUAUUUCUGGACUUUCUCUUCAGUUGCAUUUAUCUACUUUAUUUGUGCCAAUACUUUCAUGUGUUAAAUAAUUUAUUUUUAACAAUAAUAUGUCUUGAUCUCAAGGUUGUGUACUCCUUGGACUUUCUUUAUCCAAGUUAUUAUGGCCAUUCUUGGUCCUUUGCCUUUCCAUAGGAAGUUUGUUUGGCUGCUCAGCAUAUGGGAUCUUAGUUCUCUGAGGAGGAAUUGAACCUGUACCCUUGGCAGUGAAAGUGCAGAGUUCUAACCACUGCAUCACCAGGGAAUUCCCCCAUAUAAUGUUUAGAAUCCACUUUUCAAUUUGUGCAUAACAAAAAUUCCUGCUAGAGUUUUGAUUGGAAUUGCAUUUAAUCUUCAGUAUGGUGGAAGUGAAAGAGGAGAGUGAAA
Capra hircus (goat) is the source of this 2716-nucleotide messenger RNA. RefSeq names its product zinc finger protein 17-like. The record is from RefSeq and is a predicted model, not a curated record. The transcript is spliced from 2 exons. Gene Ontology annotation, cellular component: nucleus. The coding region runs from base 94 to 1332 and encodes 412 amino acids. Gene Ontology annotation, biological process: regulation of transcription by RNA polymerase II. NCBI's taxonomy places the organism in Eukaryota, Metazoa, Chordata, Mammalia, Artiodactyla, Bovidae. Gene Ontology annotation, molecular function: DNA-binding transcription activator activity, RNA polymerase II-specific; RNA polymerase II cis-regulatory region sequence-specific DNA binding.